AUGGAUUUGGAGAGUGAGAGCUCUGCUCUCGAGUCUGUUGAAGAUAAUGGCUUGAUUAAUGAAGUUGAGACUCUUGGGGAUAAACUGGUCUCUGCUUCUACAGCUGAUAACGAUAAACAGUCGAAUCCACCGGUUGAGACUUCUCCUCCUAUAUCAAAGGGAUUUGGUUUAAGAAAAUGGAGAAGGAGGAAGGUAAGGAGAGAUCUUGUUAAGGAUAAUACCUCUGUGAAUAUGGAGAACAGUAAAGUUAUGAAGAGUGUGUCAGGAGCUACAGAUCCUCAUGCUAAACAAAUGCAUUUUCUUCAUGAAGUGAACAGAUAGUCUGCUCGUGCUCGUGAUACGUGCUGAUUUGCGAAAGCUGAGUCUAGUCAUGGCCCUAGUCUUGCUUUUUCAGCUGGUAUGGAUUCGGAUAACAGUGAGGACCGAAGUAGCAAGUCCUCGACUGCAGCCAGUGGUUCCAAGGUUAGGUACGAGAGGAAAACGGGUCAUUCUUGGGGCAAACAGAGCGCAAAGUAUAAGAGUGUGAUUAGCUUGGGUGAUAGUGGUCAACCAAGGAAGAGUAGUGUAGAGAAGAGUAAGAAAGUUAGAGGAGAAAGGAUCAAAAUCGAGAAGGAAAACUCUCAUUCCAGUAUGGAAUCUGCUGACUCAAGAAGCUCCAACUUUGUGUUUAUGCAGGGUGCUUCCUAUAGUUUGAGUAGCAGAGAACAGGGAGGGAGAAGAAUGAUGGAUUACAACGAAGAAAAUAGUGAUCAUGAGGCACAUACUUCCAACCAUAAAGAUAACGCUAGAGAAGAAGAAGAAACCGAAGAUUAUUCACAAGGAGACUCUGUGGAAGAAUCCCAAAUCAAGAACAAUGGUUCCUCAGACAAUCUGGAUCCAUUAACUGAGGCCUUCAACAGCUUCCACAGUUUGCAGGAAGCGUUAAAAAAAGAGCUUCAAAAAUUUCAAGAGCUUGGGAAAGAAUCUAUGUCAUCACUGCAUGAUGGAGCAGAAAGCAGAAGUUGCAUACACGCGGGACGUGAACGAGCUGGUGAAGCAAGUUCUUCUCGCCGGUUUGGGUCUGAAAAUAUGGGAGAACCGGGAUUAACUUCUCAAGAUUCCGAGAUACGAAACCUGGUGAACAAUGUAGAGCACCUGGAGAUCAAACUGAAAGAAACAAGGUCUAUCCUCGAGGCUAAAGAAUCUCAAAUCCGUGAACUCAAAUCCACAAUAAGCCUUUCAGAGCCGCGUAAUGGAGGAACAGAGAUCGGGAUCGAAGACAUUUUCCAGCAAAAGAUGGAGGCAGAGAUUGAACAUCUUGUAUUCUCAAGCUCAGUGGAAAACUUAAAAGGACAGAUCAAACUGAUUGGAGAAGAGAAGACAUUGGCUGAGAAUGAAGCUCAUAAGACGCUAUCAAAGCUUGGAGAAGCAGAAACCAAAGCUGAGAUUCUCAAGAAUCAAGCUCAAGAUUUACAAAACCAGUGUGUAGAGAUCACAGAGGUCCAAGAAGUGAAGAGUUUCAAGAAGGGUAUGUUUAAGACCAUCUCAUGUCUUCUUCUACAGUUAGGCUUGCUGUUUAUGCUUUUUAAUUUCCUGUUAAUGCCAGAGUCCGAGAAUGUUGUACCCACAUGAGAAUUUAUUUUUCAAGGUACAGAUAUGUUUAGUUAUGAUUAUUAUUGUUAUUAUAUUCUUGUU
Messenger RNA from Eutrema salsugineum, 1674 nucleotides. Its product is annotated as WPP domain-interacting protein 2. NCBI's taxonomy places the organism in Eukaryota, Viridiplantae, Streptophyta, Magnoliopsida, Brassicales, Brassicaceae. The record is from RefSeq and is a predicted model, not a curated record.